CUACACAAUUAUUUAAUGUGGCAGCUGAUCAACAACUACAUCGAUGAUCUCAGUUGGGAUUACGUGCAUGCCAGACGAGACUUUAUCAACACCAUGUACGGAACCAAGGACGCUUCAUCCGGAUAUGCAAACUGUUUUCAAGUGGUAGGCAACUAUGCGACCAACAUCCUGGAGCAGAUCAAGGAGGAAAUGUACCAGGCCAUCUCUAGCUUCAGCUGGAUGACCGACGACAACAAGCAGUCUGCUAAAACCAAGGUAAAGGAGGGCCUGUACAAGAUCGGUUAUCCGGAUUUUAUGGUUAACGACACAUACAUGGACUCGUUGCACUCCAUAAUUACCAUCAACGAGUCAGACUAUUUCAGCAACGUGGUCAGCCUAAACCUGAUCUCCAGACAAAAGUUCAGCGAUCUCAUUGCCAAGCCAAACUCCAAAACGUUGUGGGCCUACUCGGUGUAUGCUGCACGGAUAGAAUACUACAAUCCCUGGCAUGAACUCAUUGCCACGGCAGGCAUGAUCCAGAGUCCACUGUUUGCCCAUAACGGUCCGGCAUAUUACAAUUUUGGAGGCGUCGGCUCCCUGUUAGCCAGGAGUCUCAUACAUGCGGUAGAUGAGAUAGGAAGUAUAUACAAGCUGGACCAAACCAACCCUGGAAUCUGGUGGUCCCAGUUUACACAACAGCACUUCAAGGACAUCAAGCAGUGCGCUAUAGAUGCCCAAAAAGAUACUCCGAUAGGUCCGUUCGUAGUCUCGGAAGGAAGCUCCUAUACACCAAACAGCACGUUCAUAGCUUCCGCCUAUGUCCCGGAGUUACUAGCUGACGCCAGCGGUCUCAAGUUGUCAUACAAAGCAUACAAUGCAAAAAUGACAAGAGCAGGCACAGAAAAGAUUCCGGCAGGGUUCCCUAAUUAUUCUUUAAACAAACUGUUCUUUAUUGCUUUUGCACAGAUAAAUGUUGCAUAUUUUGGAAAUUAUAAUUUCCACAGUAACGCCAUGUUUUCUGUUGCCAGGGUAAACAUGGCUGUCUCCCAGCUUCAGGAAUUCAGAGACACAUUUGGAUGUAAAGUCGGGGACCCGAUGGCUCCAGCAAAGACUUGCACACUGUUCUGA
Candidula unifasciata is the source of this 1107-nucleotide messenger RNA. NCBI's taxonomy places the organism in Eukaryota, Metazoa, Mollusca, Gastropoda, Stylommatophora, Geomitridae. The record is from the annotation of a GenBank genome assembly.